AUGACACAGCUCGAUAUUAAACAACAUUCACAAGAACCAUUAUCUGUUAUAUCAUUACCGCUAACAACAAUACCAAUAAAUUCAAAUGAUAAUCUCUCAACAAUAACACUUUCAACGAAUGAUAUUAGUCAUAUAUCUGAUAGAAAUACAAAAUCUUGUUUAUUUAAAUUAAAUUUAUUUAUUAAACGUUAUAUCAAAUUUCUGAAACUUGUAUUUAAAUCUAUUUUACCGGAUUUAAAAUCAUUUAAAUGUUGGCAAGCUAUUAUUCUUAUUCUAUUUGCAACAUUCAAUGUUGUUUUUUCUAUUUUGGAUUUUAAUUCAUUUUUUCCACAAGAACAAAAACGUUCUUUAUUAAAAUGGACAAAUGAUUUAAAUGAUGGUGUACCAUUAUGGCGUCGUAUUCUAUUAUGUUUAUCUGGUAUUGCUGCAUUUACAAAUGUUCUCAAUGUAGUUUUAGUUAUUCAAGGUAAAAUUUCUUCAUAUUUUUGGGGUAUUCUCGGAGCUAUUCUAUACGGUAUUUAUUCAUUUGCAUAUGGUUAUGUUGGUGAUGCACAAUUAUAUAUAUUAUUUUUUUUACCAAUGCAAUUUGUUGGCAUCUAUAUAUGGUCAAAACAACUAGAUAAUCAAUCGACAACACGUGUUAAAUCAUUAAAAUUAAUUGGCUGGGUAUUUAUAAUAAUACUAUGUGUAGGUUUAGCAUUUUUAUUUUAUUAUGAAAUACCAGCAUUUUCUAAAUUAUUAACAUCACAAUAUUUUUUCGAAACAAAUUUUGUUCCACAUUUACUGGAUGCUUCAACAAAUACAUUAAGUGUUGUUGCACAAUUUUUACUUAUAUUUUGUUAUUGGGAACAAUAUAUAUUAUGGGCAGGUGUGAAUAUAAUGGCAAUUAUUAUGUAUAGUGGUCUUCUCGAAACAAGACUUGAUAUCAAUGUGUUAAUUGUAUGGAUUAUGUUUACGAUUAAUUCUAUAGUUGGUUUAGUUAUAUGGUUUCGUCGAUGGAAAAUUUCAAAAAAUACUGUAUCGACUUAA
Messenger RNA from Adineta steineri, 1029 nucleotides. The record is from the annotation of a GenBank genome assembly. Lineage: Eukaryota; Metazoa; Rotifera; Eurotatoria; Adinetida; Adinetidae.